Messenger RNA from Octopus sinensis (East Asian common octopus), 618 nucleotides. RefSeq lists its product as uncharacterized. Bases 1 to 618 code for a protein of 205 amino acids. Lineage: Eukaryota; Metazoa; Mollusca; Cephalopoda; Octopoda; Octopodidae. The record is from RefSeq and is a predicted model, not a curated record. The transcript has a single exon.
AUGGUUGGGAAACUGAUGCUCUGGAUCGGUGCUGUUAGUAAACUGAUGCUCUGGAGAGGUGCUGUUGGGAAACUGGUGCUCUGGAGAGGUGCUGUUGGGAAACUGAUGCUCUGGAGAGGUGCUGUUGGUAAACUGAUGCUCUGGAGAGGUGCUGUUGGGAAACUGAUGCUCUGGAGAGGUGCUGUUGGGAAACUGAUGCUCUGCAGAGGUGCGGUUUGGAAACUGAUGCUCUGGAUCGGUGCAGUUGGGAAACUGGUGCUCUGGAGAGGUGCUGUUGGGAAACUGGUGCUCUGGAGAGGUGCUGUUGGGAAACUGAUGCUCUGCAGAGGUGCGGUUUGGAAACUGAUGCUCUGGAUCGGUGCAGUUGGGAAACUGAUGCUCUGGAGAGGUGCUGUUGGGAAACUGGUGCUCUGGAGAGGUGCUGUUGGAAAACUGAUGCUCUGGAGAGGUACGGUUUGGAAACUGAUGCUCUGGAUCGGUGCAGUUGGGAAACUGGUGCUCUGGAGAGGUGCUGUUGGGAAACUGAUGCUCUGGAGAGGUGCUGUUGGGAGUGGUUGCAACGUCUAUGUAGAAAAGAUUAUUCAGCACUCUGAACUUAAAAGGAACAAUUGGAACUAA